Molecule: messenger RNA, 219 nt
Organism: Diabrotica balteata
Lineage: Eukaryota; Metazoa; Arthropoda; Insecta; Coleoptera; Chrysomelidae
Source: the annotation of a GenBank genome assembly
AUGGACACCACUAUUUGCAGAACAGUACCUGGCCUAACCAAAGCACAGAUAGAACUUUGUUAUCAACAGCCAGAUGCCACUUUGGUAGCUCUGGAAGGACUGAACCAAGCUGUCAAAGAAUGCCAAUAUCAAUUUCACGGAAACAGAUGGAAUUGUUCUUCUUUGGAAACUAGAGGGCAAAACCCAUACAUUAGUUCAAUAUUAAAGAAAGGUAAGUGA